Messenger RNA from Daphnia carinata, 1609 nucleotides. Its product is annotated as serine/threonine-protein kinase/endoribonuclease IRE2-like. The transcript has 4 exons. The coding region runs from base 1 to 1470 and encodes 489 amino acids. Gene Ontology annotation, biological process: protein phosphorylation; intrinsic apoptotic signaling pathway in response to endoplasmic reticulum stress; IRE1-mediated unfolded protein response. The record is from RefSeq and is a predicted model, not a curated record. Gene Ontology annotation, cellular component: IRE1-TRAF2-ASK1 complex. Gene Ontology annotation, molecular function: RNA endonuclease activity; ATP binding; protein serine/threonine kinase activity. Lineage: Eukaryota; Metazoa; Arthropoda; Branchiopoda; Diplostraca; Daphniidae.
AUGCAGUACGACAAAAAGGACUUUAUAGGAAGAGGUGCAUUCGGUUCAGUGUUUCUUGGUACAUUUAAAGGCAAAAAGGUAGCAAUCAAACGGAUUGAGCUGGUAGGUGAACCAGUCCCCGUGGUUGACAACGAGCUUGAAGCUCUUCAACAAUUAGACCAUCCGAAUGUUGUCAAACUGCUUCAUUGUGAAAGCGAUGAUACCUUCAAAUAUUUUGCUUUGGAAUUUUGCGAUGGAUCAUUGGAUAAGCUUUUUUUAAAAUCGUACGAUCAGAUGAAAUACAAAGGACCUACACCGCUCCCAAUCGAAAUGUUCCUCCAUUUAGCUUCAGGACUUGCCUAUAUCCAUUCGCGGGGUUUAACUCACCGAGAUAUUAAACCGGAAAACAUUCUGAUUUCUGUGAAAAUGACUGAACAAGGCGAGCAGGCAACGAUGAAGUGGGGUGAUUUCGGAUUGUGCCGACCCGUGAAUGAACGAGGAACGUACACAAUGAGUCGAAUCAGAGGAACUCGAUUUUGGUUUGCACCUGAGUUGUACGAAAUUCUGGAAAGCAACGUCAAGUACGGAAAUCGUGGGACAGUCAACAGCGAUGUCUUUGCAGAGGGCCUCGUCUUCGGUUACAUUCUCUUGAAUGGAAAUCAUCUCUACGGUUCAGAUGACGAAGUUAUGACAAACAUCAAACAGAAUAUACCGAUUAAUAUUCAUAAGAUUCAUAAUUUGCAUUGGGCACGCAGUUUGUUAACAAAAAUGUUGACCACUAAACCUACUGAGAGAAUCGCAUCACGAGCUGUCGUUACUGAACUUCAAUCGAUUCAAACGAAACUUGGAUGGAAUGCUCUACAUUGGGUGUGUGCAAACAACUCAAAUUCAAACUUAAUGAAUGAAAUUGAGUUGUCGAUAAAACGCGGAAUCGACACAAACGCGAAGAGCAACGAAGGACUGAGCGCAUUACACGUUUUGUGCACAUACAAUUCCAGUCCUUAUUUAACAGAUGCAAUCGAAUUCUUAAUCCAAAGCGGAAUGGAUGGAAACGCAAAAGACAACAAUGGCUUUAACGUACUCCACACUUUGUGUGCAUUCAAUUCAAGUUCAAAUUUAAUAGAACCAAUCGAAAAGUUAAUCCAACUCGGAAUCGACGUGAGCGCAAAGAGCGACAACGGAGCAAACGCACUCCAUGUUCUUUGCAAGGAAAGUUCAAGCAAAAAUUUAAUUGAAGCCAUCAAACUGUUGAUCCACCUUGGAAUCGAUAUACAUGCAAAGGACAAAAACGGAUGGAAUGCGCUCCAUUUCCUGUGCGAAUAUAAUUCCAGUGAAAACCUAUUCGACGCGGUGAAGGUUUUAAUUGAACGAGGAAUUGAGAUUAAUUCCAACGGUUAUGACGCGCAAGUUCUCUUACGCAAAAAUUACAAAAGUGGAAACUUGGAGGAAAUCCUAAAACUGUUUGAAAAGACAUACCCUGGAAAUGGUUAAUCAACCAAAACGAUGUUGAAAUCCAUAGCUGUGAACCUAAGGCCAGAGAAACGUAACAACAUCCAAUGAAAGCGUGUUGUCACAAUUGUUUGCUAUGGAAAUUAUUAUCUGAACUUCGUAAACAAGAUAAUCGAAUACA